This is a messenger RNA of Pestalotiopsis fici W106-1, 495 nucleotides long. RefSeq lists its product as uncharacterized. NCBI's taxonomy places the organism in Eukaryota, Fungi, Ascomycota, Sordariomycetes, Amphisphaeriales, Sporocadaceae. The record is from RefSeq and is a predicted model, not a curated record. The coding region runs from base 1 to 495 and encodes 164 amino acids. The transcript has a single exon.
AUGCCAUUGGAACUCUUAUUCAAAGCCCUGCUGCUAUGGCUUCUGCCAGCGACCGUUUUGGCCCAGAUUUUCGAGUUCACAGCGCCCAGCAAGGACGCUACAGUCGACUUGUCGCAGACGGUCGCGAUCGAAUGGAACGCCGGUCAGGACGCGUCGUAUAACUUUAUGAACCUAUCUUGGCACGGCCAGACAGCAGACGGUACACAAUUUGGCUACGACUUGGCCGAGAAUCUCACCACGGCUGACGGCCGUUACGUCUGGGAUCCCAGCAACACGACGCAGGCUCUCAACGCUACUGGGCUUGUACUCAAUGCCGACGACAGUGAUUUCUACUUCGAGGCCCGGUUAUACGCGCGCUCUCCAAGCCAAAUCGUCACCACUGAUGGUGACAAGUUCAAGGUCACUGGCUAUACGAAUAUGAAGAGCCCUGCCACAAGAUCGCAGCCCAUGCUCGGCUGGGCGGUGGUGAUGGGACUGCUGUGUUUGGGCUUGUGA